Coccomyxa subellipsoidea C-169 is the source of this 918-nucleotide messenger RNA. RefSeq lists its product as hypothetical. The record is from RefSeq and is a predicted model, not a curated record. NCBI's taxonomy places the organism in Eukaryota, Viridiplantae, Chlorophyta, Trebouxiophyceae, Coccomyxaceae. The coding region runs from base 10 to 420 and encodes 136 amino acids. The transcript has 2 exons.
GAGGAGGUCAUGCUCUCCCUGGCAGUGGCCCUGGCCAUCAGCUCGAUGCUGGUCAAUCUGGGGCAGGAGUCAGCCAAGGACUACACCUUCGCAUGCUUCUUUCUCAUCUGCACCACGCUCCUGCUGCGGCUGCGCUGGCUCCUCGGCACUGCCGUCCUGUCCCUGCCGCUGCUGCUGCUGUAUGGGGCGCGGCUGGGCGACGCCGCGUGGCCGAAUGUGCUGCCGGCUGACGCGGACGUGCACCUCAUUGUGGCCUGGGCCACUGGCGCGCUCCUGUCGUACACCAAUGAAGUGCAGAAGAGGCAAAUGUUCAUCGCUGCCAAGGGGACACAGUCAGGCGCAAAAGAAGCGUCCCAACAGCAGGGGUCAGGCAUUGCGCCUGCAUGCCAGCGGCGAGGACUUAUUACUUUGACGACUUGAUCUGGAGCGUUAAAGUAGCAACCCAAUAUUUGUCAAUUGCGGCACCUGACAGCCAAGGUGUGCAUCAGAGCUUGAUGAUUGGUUGCUGUUAGCACAUUGAGACACUCAAAGUGAUAUUCCGUCUUGUACAAAAUUGCGGUGGGCCAGAGAUAUUUUCAUGGAGGAUGGAGUUCACGUUUGCACUUUAUUUCAGUUGACCUGGAGAUUUGAUGGUUCGUGCUUCAGAUUUCAGGCAGAGUUGGCAAGGUUAGGAGAGUCAAAGGCACAGGAAAGAUGAUUGAGCGUCAAAAUAUUAUGCGGGAAUUGUCUGACUGCUGAUUGUUGUCACACACGCCUGGAUCGCCCUGUUCCGGAAGCCUAGAAAUGGAAAUUGAUCUAGAGAAUAGAAUAGAGGGAAAAAAAAGCUGUCUCUUGUGGAAAGUAAGUUUGCUGUCACUGGGUCAUAAUAUAUUGCGGGCAAUCCAGGAAUUGCAAGAGAAUUGUAAAUGUCCGUUCCGG